GAGUGGCAGCGCAGCCAAGCUGAUGCAGCUGUCGCGCUCCGCAAUUGCGAUCGCACCGAGCAGGAGAUUGGUGGCUGCGAAGGCCGCCAGCAACCCCUGACAGUGCUUCUGUCUGAUCUCCUGCCACAGGAGGUGGGCUGCUUGCUGCGGACUUGCGAAGCUGCAGGUGUAUCAGAGGUGGUGCUGUGUGGCAACACGCCUGGACCCCCUGACCCUAAAGUGCUGAAGACUUCUCUUCAGGCGGAGGACUUCCUGCGCAUGCGUCGUGCUGCGUCUGCCGAAAGGGAGCUGCAGCGACUGGCUACAGCCGGGAUGCAAGUGUGGACACUGGAUUCUGGGAUUAACCGGGAAGACUCCCCCGCUGACCAGCCAGCAGCAGGCCUAUUCACCGACUUCGGAGUGCGCCCGCCGGUUGCACUCAGCCUGGGAUGGAA
Symbiodinium pilosum is the source of this 434-nucleotide messenger RNA. The record is from the annotation of a GenBank genome assembly. NCBI's taxonomy places the organism in Eukaryota, Dinophyceae, Suessiales, Symbiodiniaceae.